Messenger RNA from Liolophura sinensis, 755 nucleotides. RefSeq names its product malignant T-cell-amplified sequence 1 homolog. Gene Ontology annotation, molecular function: RNA binding. The record is from RefSeq and is a predicted model, not a curated record. Gene Ontology annotation, biological process: formation of translation preinitiation complex. Bases 150 to 701 code for a protein of 183 amino acids. NCBI's taxonomy places the organism in Eukaryota, Metazoa, Mollusca, Polyplacophora, Chitonida, Chitonidae. The transcript has 6 exons.
UAACAAGAUGGGGUCUUCCGUGCACAUGUAUUUAUGAAGUAGACCGACAGAACUGUUCUUGUUGUUUAACUCAGAUAUACUUAGCAAAACUCACAUGGGCACAGCAGCACAACAGGGUUAACAAGUGAAAAGAAGAGCACCAAGCCAAAAUGUUCAAGAAAUUUGAAGGCAAGGACAUGGUGUCAGGUGUGAACAAUGCAAAGUCAUCUGUUCAGAGAGGAGUAAGAGCCAGCAUUCUACAGGACUACCCAGAAGCUGAAAACUUCAUAGAUCAGAUUUUACCCAAAAAGGAGACUCUGAAAAUUGUUAAAUGCCAUGAACACAUAGAGCUGUUAGCCGGCUCUAAUGGCCAAGUCUUGUUCUUCAAGGGCAGAGAAGGCCCCUACGUUCCCAGCCUCAAACUCCUACACAAAUUUCCAUUUAUCCUGCCAUGGAUGCAGGUGGAUAAGGGAGCGAUCAGGUUCGUCCUGAGUGGAGCAAACAUCAUGUGUCCUGGACUUACCUCCCCUGGGGCUAAGAUGACCAAGGAUCUGGAGAAGGAGAGUGUUGUGGCUAUAAUGGCAGAAGGCAAACAGCAUGCUUUGGCUAUUGGACUGACAAAGUUAUCCACGUCUGAAAUCUUGGAGAAAAAUAAAGGCGUAGGGAUAGAGAAUUUACAUUACUUGAACGAUGGCCUGUGGAUAAUGAAGCCCAUUAAAUAAUUUGUCUAUGCCUUGUCAAUGUGAUUUGUGUAAUAAAGUCGUCAUUUAUGUCUA